Messenger RNA from Hypanus sabinus (Atlantic stingray), 3199 nucleotides. Its product is annotated as large neutral amino acids transporter small subunit 2-like. Gene Ontology annotation, molecular function: L-amino acid transmembrane transporter activity; neutral L-amino acid transmembrane transporter activity. The transcript has 12 exons. The coding region runs from base 183 to 1760 and encodes 525 amino acids. NCBI's taxonomy places the organism in Eukaryota, Metazoa, Chordata, Chondrichthyes, Myliobatiformes, Dasyatidae. The record is from RefSeq and is a predicted model, not a curated record. Gene Ontology annotation, cellular component: membrane. Gene Ontology annotation, biological process: neutral amino acid transport; amino acid transmembrane transport.
UGCCAGGCGUGAGUCAGCGGGGCUGAGAGCCAGCAACCCCCCCCCCCCAACCUCCAGCUGGCCAAGGACUUCUCUGCAUUGAAGGUGCAGGCUGCUCUGUAAACUUGCUGGAAUCGUGAUCAAGUCUCCGUAUGGCACUGCAUUGGAUAUCAGCGAUACUGGACUAACUCCUGGUGGGCAAGAUGGCAGAGGGGAGCCGACAGCGUAACCUGCCCCCGGCCAGCAAGGGGUCCGUGGACAAGUUGCCGGGCAGCGGGAAGAAGGAAGAAGCCGGAGUCUCCCUGAAGAAGGAGAUCGGACUGGUCAGUGCCUGUGGGAUCAUUGUCGGGAACAUCAUCGGUUCGGGGAUCUUCGUCUCCCCGAAGGGCGUGAUGGAGAACGCUGGUUCGGUCGGCCUGGCCUUGAUCGUCUGGAUUAUCACGGGCUUCAUCACCGCCAUCGGCGCGCUCUGCUACGCCGAGCUGGGAGUCACCAUCCCGAAAUCAGGCGGCGACUACUCUUACGUCAAGGAUAUCUUCGGCGGACUGGCAGGCUUCCUGCGACUCUGGAUUGCUGUGCUGGUCAUCUACCCGACCAACCAGGCUGUCAUCGCACUGACCUUCUCAAACUACGUCCUGUACCCGAUCUUCCCCACCUGUCUGGCCCCCGAGCUGGGCCUUCGCUUGCUGGCUGCCGUUUGCCUCUUGCUGCUGACGUGGGUGAACUGCUCCAGCGUUCGGUGGGCUACCCGGGUCCAGGAUAUCUUCACAGCCGGCAAGUUACUGGCCCUCGCACUCAUCAUCAUCAUGGGCUUCGUGCAGGUGUGCCGAGGUCACUAUUACUGGCUGGAGCCCAAGAAUGCCUUCCAGAUGUGGCAGAAGCCCGACAUCGGUUUGGUGGCCCUGGCGUUCCUGCAGGGUUCGUUCGCGUAUGGAGGCUGGAACUUCCUUAACUAUGUGACUGAGGAGCUGCUCGACCCAUACAAGAACCUGCCGCGAGCGAUCUUUAUCUCCAUCCCGCUGGUGACCUUCGUCUACGUGUUUGCCAACAUCGCCUACGUGACGGCCAUGUCGCCGACAGAACUGCUGGCCAGCAACGCGGUGGCUGUGACAUUCGGGGAGAAGCUGCUCGGGGUCAUGGCCUGGAUCAUGCCGAUCUCCGUGGCCCUGUCCACUUUUGGAGGUGUCAACGGUUCCCUCUUCACCUCGUCAAGGUUGUUCUUUGCUGGGGCUCGCGAGGGUCACCUGCCGAGGCUGCUGGCCAUGAUUCACAUUAAACGCUGCACUCCGAUACCAGCCCUGCUGUUCACCUGUGCUUCCACCCUGCUGAUGCUGGUUACCAGUGACAUCUACACCCUGAUCAACUACGUGGGCUUCAUCAACUACCUCUUCUACGGGGUGACCAUCGCGGGCCAGAUCGUGCUGCGUUGGCAGAAGCCCGACAUGCCUCGGCCGAUCAAGGUGAACCUGAUCUUCCCUGUGAUAUACCUGCUCUUCUGGGCUUUCCUCAUUAUCUUCAGCCUGUGGUCGGAGCCGGUGGUGUGUGGCAUUGGGCUGGCCAUCAUGCUGGACCGGAGUGCCCGUCUACUUCUGGGCAUCUACUGGAGCAACAAGCCCGAAUGUUUCGACAGAAUGAUCGACAGCAUCACCUACUUCGGACAGAAGUUCUGCGUGGUGGUCUACCCUGAGGAAUCGGCCCCUGUGGAGGCGCAGGAGCUGUGCCAGCUCUCCGACGACCUGAAGAACAUUGACAGCACCAGUUCCCCAGGGACCUUGGCCUGAGCCCGGCCUCCAGGGCGGGAUGGUGGGGGGGGUGGGGGGGAAGCGGGCUCGAGGGAGACACCUGGCCCCCUCCGCUCCUCAGCUGGCCAUUCCUUCUGAGGUGAGGAGAAGAGGGAGGUGAUUAAGGAGUAGGGGUGUUCUUCUGGGAAGUGGGUGGGGGGAGUGAGCAGGACUGGGGACGUGGGGGAGUUUGUCACGGAGCCCAGAGGGUGAGGAUGGCGAGGAUCGGUUUCCAGAAUGGCUUGAAGCUUCAGUCAGCCUCUGACCUCCCUCCCGGACGCCACUCGAUCCUGCCCCUGUCUCCUUCGGACCGGUGGAGGCCUGCAGCUUGACUUUUCAUGUUGGGACCUUCCUGGAGACCCAGCCAUGAGAGCAAAUGGGCAUGACUGGCUCUUGGGAGCCCAGUCGAAGCCGUUGCAAGCCACAGGACGAGGUCUGGUGUCUUACCAGCUGCGGAUACAGAGCUGGUUCCCCGACUUCCUGCAACAAUUCGUCCCGGUGAGAGGGUUCACUUGUCUCGUCCCCUCUAUCAAUCAAUUUGCAGUGUGUCUCCAUAACCUCCUGGCCACGUGGCAUUCGUUGCAGUUUCUCAGUCCCACGACGACUGCCAGUCAUAACCUACUGAUCUCCAGUUGGACCCCAACAGACUGCCAUUUGCAAUGUGGCUUAGACCUUGAACAAGUUGCCUUUUACAGUCUGUCUACUGCCCACUGGCUGCCAUCUGCAGUGUGACUGCUUCCUACUAGCUGCCAUUUGUAGUGUGUCUGCCCCACACUGGCCGCCAUUUGCAGUGUGUCUGCCCCACACUGGCUGCCAUUUGCAGUGUGUCUGCUCCCUACUGGCUGCCAUUUGUAGUGUGUCUGCCCCACACUGGCCGCCAUUUCCAGUGUGUCUGCCCCACACUGGCUGCCAUUUGCAGUGUGUCUGCUCCCUACUGGCUGCCAUUUGCAGAGUGUCUGCCCCACACUGGCCGCCAUUUGCAAUGUGUCUGCCCCACACUGGCUGCCAUUUGCAGUGUGUCUGCCCCACACUGGCCGCCAUUUGCAGUGUGUCUCCAUACCCUCCUGGCCUCCAUUUGCAGCGAGUCUGCCUCACACUGGCCACCAAUUUGUGCCGUGUCACCUUUACAGCAGCAUCACCAUCACAGCAGCCUUGUCCGGGAAGUGGGGUGGGUCCCUGGGCUGAGGUACCCCAGUUCCUACACCCCUCCCAAUCUGAUGUCGGUCUCCACACCACACCUCUGAGGGAAGCUCCCCACAACACUAACACACAGGCAUUUUACAAGGAUGGUGCAAGCAAUCUACGGUGCUAAACUUCGGCAAGAAUUAGCUGGCGCUGCAGAAAUCGACAUUUAUUUAAAUGCUGCCAUAAAGCAGUAAUCUGUUUGUUUAUCUCUGUAAGAACUGUAAUCCUAAUUAAACUUUGAGUUUUAUUAUUCA